AAUUCAACAUCUUCACACCAAAUAUUUCGGCAGUUAAUAGCAAUUUCGAUAAGAAAAGUUCCAAAAUUCAGCUAAGAGAAAAUGUCUCUCAUUCCAAACAUUUUCGGUGGCCGUAGGAGCAAUGUGUUCGAUCCUUUCUCACUUGACAUGUGGGAUCCCUUCAAGGAUUUUCCUUUCCCAAAUUCCGUCUCUACUUCCUUCCCUGAGUUUUCUCGGGAAAAUUCUGCGUUUGUGAGCACUCGUGUGGAUUGGAAGGAGACCCCAGAGGCGCACGUGUUCAAGGCCGAUAUUCCCGGGCUGAAGAAGGAGGAAGUGAAGGUGCAGAUUGAAGAUGAUAAGGUGCUUCAGAUCAGCGGAGAGAGGAACGUUGAGAAGGAAGAUAAGAACGACACGUGGCAUCGCGUGGAGCGUAGCAGUGGAAAGUUCAUGAGGAGGUUCAGAUUGCCGGAGAAUGCAAAAGUGAAUGAAGUGAAGGCUUCUAUGGAAAAUGGGGUUCUUACUGUUACUGUUCCUAAGGAAGAGGUUAAGAAUCAUGAUGUUAAGGCCAUAGAAAUCUCUGGUUAAGCAGAAGCAAAUGUUGUUGGUCUUUUUCGUUUGAAGUCGUGUGCUUUUCUUUGUUCUAAUAUGAUGUGAGUGAGAGUUGUGAUUGUACAAACAAAUAAAAUAGUUGUAUAAACUUGGAAGUCGUGUGCUUUUCUUUGUUCUAAUGUAGUGAAUUAGAUUUGGGACAAAAACGUGUUCUAGUUUAUAUGUGGUUCUGUACUUUUCAUUUUGUUGAUUUUUCAAUGUUCUUUUCUGCUUACUGAGGUUAAUGCAAUCUAAAGCUCUGCUGAAUGUUUGAUAA
Messenger RNA from Glycine soja, 844 nucleotides. Its product is annotated as 18.5 kDa class I heat shock protein-like. The transcript has a single exon. NCBI's taxonomy places the organism in Eukaryota, Viridiplantae, Streptophyta, Magnoliopsida, Fabales, Fabaceae. The record is from RefSeq and is a predicted model, not a curated record. Gene Ontology annotation, biological process: response to salt stress; response to hydrogen peroxide; protein complex oligomerization. The coding region runs from base 82 to 564 and encodes 160 amino acids.